UCGUCGUUUUACCCGAAUCGGGUUGGCAAGAGAACAGGUUAAUGGUGGAUGAUUCUUCUUUGAGAUGCGUGUUUCCCUGCGAAGGAAACGAGAGGCCGAGUCAAGGGCUCUCGCUUUCUCUCAGCUCAAACAAGCCUUCUAGUAUCGGGUUACAGUCGUUCGAGCUCAGAGAGAUGACGAAUCAUCAUCAUUUCUUCGGGAAAUCGGCAAUUCUUCAAGAGCAGCAGCAACAAGUCCCGCAAGAUGUGUUUUUGGGAAAAGCUGUUGCCAAUCUUCAUCAAACACAGAAGCACUUCGAGCUCAAGAGCUCAAAGUACUUUGUUCCUGCCCAAGAGCUUCUGAAUGAGUUCUGUAACCUCGAAAUAAAGCAAACGGAUCCAUCGAAGCAAGAGCCCCAGAAGACCAACCAAUGGGAGGAAGGUAGUAGUUCUUGCAAGCAAUCUCUAUACGCUCCAGAGCUUCUCGAAUUGCAGAAACGGAAAGUGAAAUUGAUUUCCAUGCUCGAAGAGGUGGAUAGAAGAUACAGGCAAUACUGUGAUCGGAUGAAGGCUGUGGCAGCAUCUUUUGAAGCAGUGGCUGGUGCGGGAGCUGCAAAGGUGUAUUCAGCAUCAGUGUCGAAGGCCAUGUCAAGGCAUUUUAGGUGUUUGAGAGAUGGGAUUGUGGGGCAGAUAAAGGCCACCAAGAAGACAAUAGGGGAGAAAGACCCAGUUAAACCAGAAACAACCAGAGGCGAGACACCAAGGGUCAGGCUUCUUGACCAAACCCUUAGGCAGCAAAAGCCAUUUCAACAGAUGAGCUUGAUGGAGAGUCAUCCAUGGAGACCCCAAAGAGGCCUCCCUGAACGAUCCAUUUCUGUUCUUCGUGCCUGGCUCUUCGAACAUUUCCUUCACCCGUAUCCAAGCGACGUGGAUAAACACAUCUUAUCUAGCCAAACUGGUCUCUCAAGAAGCCAGGUGUCAAAUUGGUUCAUUAACGCAAGGGUUAGGCUAUGGAAACCCAUGGUGGAGGAAAUGUAUUUGGAAGAAACCAAGGAAGAACAGCAAGACAAUGUAGGCUCCUCAUCAGAUGGGAUUACAGGAUUUGACAAGAAGAACUCUUGCGGCCCAAGCCAUAGCCAAAACUCUCACUCUUGUUCUGAGGAGGACAUGAAACCCACGCUGGAUUCAUUCUCUUCUUCUAUCGUUAACAAUCCAGAUAAAGGAGAAGAAAGUAGAAUGAAGGGAACAGCGUUUGGUGGUGUUGAUUUGGACUUUUCUUCCUACAAUCACCAUAUGACCAUGGCCAUGGAUAGCAAUGGUGUGUCUCUGACUCUGGGAUUACAACAGCUUGAAUAUUGUCAAUCAGUACAUUACUCGAUCCUGGACGGGGAGGAACAGAAUCUGCCUUACAGGAACUUAAUGGGAUCACAGUUGCUCCAUGACUUGGCCGGGUAA
Molecule: messenger RNA, 1433 nt
Organism: Telopea speciosissima
Lineage: Eukaryota; Viridiplantae; Streptophyta; Magnoliopsida; Proteales; Proteaceae
Product: homeobox protein BEL1 homolog
Exons: 4
Coding region: 42-1433 (463 amino acids)
Biological process (GO): regulation of transcription by RNA polymerase II
Molecular function (GO): RNA polymerase II cis-regulatory region sequence-specific DNA binding; DNA-binding transcription factor activity, RNA polymerase II-specific
Source: RefSeq, a predicted model, not a curated record